Messenger RNA from Fusarium odoratissimum NRRL 54006, 3232 nucleotides. RefSeq lists its product as uncharacterized. The transcript is spliced from 2 exons. Gene Ontology annotation, cellular component: peroxisomal membrane. The coding region runs from base 424 to 1650 and encodes 408 amino acids. Gene Ontology annotation, biological process: peroxisome organization. The record is from RefSeq and is a predicted model, not a curated record. NCBI's taxonomy places the organism in Eukaryota, Fungi, Ascomycota, Sordariomycetes, Hypocreales, Nectriaceae.
UUUAAAGUCAUCUCUCAUACUAUCUGCCGUUAUUAUCACUAUCAUCCAUCCCUUUCAACUGCCAAGUUUAGGGUACCUACCUCGGCGCAGAUGCCGAGGUCGUCGGCCUCAGGCACGCGCCACCUCCACAUUCUGAGCCAGCACCUGGACGGGAAGUGACGUGCCUGUGCCUCGGGGUUCGGCGGGCCAAAGCGAAUCAACCACAAGCCCAACGCAGCUGAGCUGAGCUGGCAGCACCUCUCCCACUCAUUCCAUCAUCAUCAACUAUCUCCAUCAACGUUCCUAUCAAUACUGCCGGUAGCGCGUCAUGGCUGGCGACUGAUUCCAAUCCCGCCAACGACCGACUUCACGCGCGCACCGCUCCUUUAAUAUCGCUGUUCCCCCUUGUCCGAUCAUCGCCGACCGACUGGAGAGAGGGAGAAUAUGGACCCGUCUCUGAAGCGCGACGUGCCUGCUUCGGCUGCGAAUUCUACGAAUUUACCAUCUGCUACGACGAAUAAACAACAGAAGAAACCUUCGUUCGGUCGCAUUCUGUCAUUACCGCCCAAAUGGCUGUCUACGUAUGAGGAGUUCAUAACGAAGAAUGCCGGUCAGGUGUCACAGAUUGAGAGCGCUCUACGGAGCUUAACAUAUAUAAUUCCAGGCCGCUUCCGCGAUGCCGAAAUCGCAUCUGAGUCAAUCCACUCGGGUGUCCAACUUCUAUCUCUCUACCAUGACUCCCUCCUCCAAAAGGCCAUCGCGCGUCUGCCGAUGGCGAGCAUGCCAUCGGCACAUGCUCGAUAUACACGAUAUUGGACUCAACGGAGUGGUGCAUACCGAAGAAUAGCUAUGUUUUUACAAAUGAUCAUCUAUACAGAGAUGCUAUGGGAGAUGACAGCAAAGCGACGAGGUGGCGAGAAGUCACGGUGGAAGGUAGUCGUGAUCCUGGAAGCACUUAAGGCCUUCUGCCGUCUUCUACUCCUGCGCAUCACCCGGUCGCGUCCACUGGUCACGCCCGUGCUGCCUGAACGUGAGCCCAUCCCUGAAGAUGCGGCCGCAGAUGAAGAGGAAGAGAUUGCGUACCGAAGUGAAAGUGAACUCAUGGACGAUGUUUCGGUGAACGGCUCUGCGUCAGGAUCUUCGCGGGACAUGAAACCCGCGCACGAGCGUGAAUGGACCAUGCCCCGAACAGGAAUGAGCUUACCAUCAUUACCAGAGGGAGGAGACAUCAGCUCGUAUUUGUUGGGACGCGUGCUUACAGCUGACGACAUCAAACCCGCGACUAAGCUCCUCAAUCAACUUCAGGGAAGUGGUCAGGGUGCUGAGAUACUGCAGAUCUUGUCACCGCUUAUCUACGCUUCAGCCAUGGCCUACAACAUCAGGAGAGGUGGCGACAAGAAGAACUGGACCCCUUGGUUGAUCGGCUUUGCAGUCGAGUAUGCUGCCCGGCAAUUACGAGACCGAGGGUUACGAACUACAUCCCUUGAACGGGAAGAAUGGAGCAAGCGUGGUUGGGCCAUGGGUUGGUGGGCGAUGAGGGGCGCUGCAUACGAGAACAUCACCAAGGGAGUCGUCGGAGGUGUAACGAAGAGAAUGCCCUCCUUCAUCGGCGGUAUCCUCGAGGACUACGAGUACCUCUGGGAGAAUUACUACUUUAGCACGAGUGCAUAAAGUGUACUACUCACUGCACUGAACUUGGUUUGGAAAGCGGACCAUGUCGUCUCAAGUACAUUGAAGAUUAUACUUCGCCGAGACAUGUCGGCUGACGAUCUCGGCUGCUGGGACGUUUUGGAAACUUUUUCUUCAAGUAAACAUUACGGGGCAUAUACGAUCGGCAGAUGGGCAAAGGACGGCUAGCCAUGCGAGCUUUGACUUUGAUGAAUACCCGAUUUGGAAUACCACUCUCGCGCCGGUGUUGCACGAUUGCUCUUCAGCUCUGCCCGUGCGGUCUGGUCUUUCCCCAAAGCCCCAAGCCCAAGCCUAAGAUCGAAAGUUGGAGCCCUCCUCUCCGAUCCCAUUCGGAGCGAUCAGGCAUAGUGUUUCUUUGAUCGUCCCUGAUCGGGUUUUGGACUGCCAACUUUGGGUGGUGCGGGUGUCUUAGAUGGACGAUCGCAAAGGUUCGCACGGACGAGAGCACAAACCUGACGAUCAGUUACACUUUGAUCAUUGUACGAGUUAUUUUCUCUCUCUCUGUCUUCUUUCUAUAGUUUAAUAAGAAAACGAAAUGUAAUCAUCCAAGAAAAGUAACGGCGAACUAGGAUCGGGACUAGAAAAUCGCUGACGUUUUAGUGGAAAGGGGGUGGAGCGGGGUGUAGGUCAAGUGAAGGCAAGCGAAUGGAACUCAACUCAACUCAAGCCAACUCGACUCCAGUGCGCGUGGCAGUGCUCGGCCGAGAAUAUGAACCCCCUGUAAAUGGAACAGUACCUUACAGAGUAGGAUCCGUAAGAAGGAGGGAGCAAAGACCCCGAUUCCGUUCGGCUUUCUGCAGUUUUGCACGACGAAAGACCUGCAAAGAGAAAGACGGAGGUGCCGGGGUGCGGAGGAGGAGGUGGCGCACUCGGAGCCGGUGCGUUUGGAGGCUGGUUUCAUAUUGAUUUGGAGGAGCGUGCAGUGGGCUGUUGUGUUCAACAGUCUUGUCCCUUCUGUUGUUGAGAAUCUUUCAGCUGAAAAAGAGAUAACAACUUCUCGAAAGAGACGGUGAACGAAUUGCCGGAAAUGUUAUCUCGCAAAAAAACGUGGUGCUACUCGGUCCCUUGCAUGUAAUACAUAUUUGCCCUUUUAUAUAUACCAAACGGCAGGGUUUAGACGGUAUAUCGCUCCUUUGGUAUAGAAACGUUCUGUUCCCGAGCAAGGUUUGUCAAGGUACCAUGCUUAAAAAAAAACCCUUCAUCCCCUAUUUCUUACCGUGCCUCUGUCUCUUUUAUCUCCGGGCUAUCUCAGCUGGGUAAUCGUGUGCUGUGCGGUGCGUAGGUACCCGAGCCAAGGAUGGUGAAACCUUUGACGUUGUGAUUUUCUCUGUGAAGAGGGGGCUGAACGUGAAAUGCGGGAGGACUAAAAAGCAACAAUACAAUUAAAAAUAAAUGCAGAUAGACAGACGUACGGAAUACACAGAGUUUAUGACAAGAGAGAGUUUGGUCGACGCGGGACAGUGAUAGUGUUCAUGUUUAAACAUAGAAACACGAACCCAAGAAAUGGGCUAGAAAAGGGUCUUCAGCGACAUGCUUGUUGCAUAUGAUCUGCUUUUAAUGCUGG